AGAGUGCCCUGAAUUCCCAGACAGAAGAAACGAAGGAAACCAUCGUUCUCCCCAACGUUGCAGAAAUCACAAAUCAAAUCAAAUCAAGAAAGAAGAGAAAGGAAGGGUAAAGAAGAAGAAGGAAAGCGCCGUGGCGCCGCCGACCGCCGGAGAGGGCCGCCAUUUUCGUCCAAGAGCCCUCUCGAAUUCCAUUCCCAAUUUCAGAACACACCAAUUUCUCAAUCCAUCCUAUGGUUCACAAAAUCCCCAAUUUUGAUGCGCCGAUCGAAUGCCCGCAAACCAAACCCUAAUUCGGAGCCUCACCGCCCCAUGGAUCCCGCCAAAUUCUCCUUCCGAUCUCCCCGCCCUGGAUUCCGAUCGCCCAAGACCAAGCAGUCAAACCCUAGAUUGAGAUAUUACUUGUACGUCUCCUUCUCCAUAGCCUUCCUCUUAUUCUGCUACGUUCUCUUCUCCGGCGGCCGCCACAGGGAGAGCUCUCGGUACCGCGUCGUCAUCGACGGCGGGAGCACCGGAACGAGGAUCCACGUGUUUAGGUACCAGGUUAGGGACGGCAAGCUAGUGCUCGAUUUCACCGAGAAAGGAUUGGCGUCGAUGAAGGUGAAUCCAGGGUUGUCGGCGUACGCGGAGGAGCCGCAGAAAGCCGCCGCCGCGGUGGCGGAGCUGCUGGAGUUUGCUAAGGGGAAUGUGCCGAGGGAGCACUGGCCGGAGGUCGAGGUCCGGCUGAUGGCCACAGCGGGGAUGAGGUUGCUGAAGAAUGAGGAUCAGGAACGGAUUUUAGAUGAGUGUAGGAAGAUUCUCAAGGCUUCCGGAUUCCGGUUUCGCCAUGAUUGGGCAGCUGUUAUCUCUGGUUCAGACGAAGGCUUGUAUGCUUGGGUUGUGGCUAAUUAUGCUUUGGGAACACUCGGAGCUGAUCCAUCUCAAACAACCGGGAUUAUCGAACUCGGCGGCGCUUCAGCUCAGGUUACAUUUGUCUCAAAUGAUUCCACGCACCCUGAAUUCUCUCGGCAAGUUAAAUUCGGGAACUAUACAUACAAUCUAUACAGUCACAGUUUACUUCACUUUGGCCAGAAUGUUGCAUUCGAUUUAUUGAAAGAAUCUCUUGCUUCGGGAGACCAAGAAUUAGCUGGUGAAUCUCUCCAGAGAGGUAAAACGACGGAUCCUUGUACGCCUCGAGGAUACACCCCUCGUAAAGACGAAUCAAAAGCCUCUCCCUCUACAUUGGUUGAAAACAGUCGAUAUCCUUCCACUUUGCUUCCCAGUGGUAAUUUCACUGAAUGCAGAUCGGAAUCUUUGAAAUUUUUGAAGAAAGACCAUGAUAGAUGCGCUUAUGAAACGUGCUACGUGGGUUCUACAUUUAUUCCAAAGCUCCAAGGGAAGUUUUUGGCGACUGAAAAUUUCUUCCACACGUCAAAGUUCUUUGGUUUGAACCAAAGAGCUUUUCUUUCUCAUCUGGUGGUAGCCGGACAACAAUUUUGUGCGGAGGAUUGGGCUGAGCUUAGACAGAAAUACGUGUCUAUUGGCGAAGAGGAUCUCCUCCGGUAUUGCUUCUCGUCAGCUUACAUCGUAGCUCUGCUGCACGACAGCCUCGGAAUUGCUUUGGAUGAUCAUAGGAUCGAGUAUGCAAAUAACGUGCGGAAAGUCCCACUCGACUGGGCAUUGGGAGCGUUCGUUCUGCAGAGUGCAGCCGAGCUGGACGAGCAGCGUUCCGAUUGGAUAUCCACUCUAACAGGCGGUAAAUCUCCACAUUGGCUACUUAUCAUAUUCGGAGUAUCCGUCGCAUUAAUUUUUGCGUCGUGGGUCGCGUCGAAAUUGAGAAAGCCUAAGUUGAAGACGAUUUACGACCUGGAGAAAGGGAAGUAUAUCAUCACCCGGAUCGGUAGAUACUCGUAGCUUUUAUGAUUUAGGACACGCCCAAUCGAAACCAUCGGGGCGAUCAGCUCGACGGCUGGAUGUCCGAAACGGACAAGUAUGUUUGAAUCCUUGGUUUAAUCAUCGUCGGAUUAUUGAUAUAUUUCUUUGUUCAUAUUGUAGAAAGAGAAUUGGGAUUUUGUUGGCAAGAGAAUGGAUCGGAUCGUCCACGGAGAAAGGGGGCUUCUUGGUCUUUUGAUCAUUUUAGGUAUCCCUUGUUUGGCUUUGUUUGCUAUUUAUGAUUGAUUGAAGGAGAGAAUGCAGGUAUUUUGGUCAUGCCUUAUCGGCGAUGCCAAACAGGGCUUAUGGCAUUUAGCUGCUGCUUAUACCGAUUUCAGAAAAUGUGCGUUAAGAGACGAUGUAUAUAUAGUUUUUUUGGCGUUUCAAUUGGGAGUACAAUAUA
Andrographis paniculata is the source of this 2311-nucleotide messenger RNA. RefSeq names its product probable apyrase 6. The record is from RefSeq and is a predicted model, not a curated record. Gene Ontology annotation, biological process: nucleoside diphosphate catabolic process. Bases 256 to 1890 code for a protein of 544 amino acids. Gene Ontology annotation, cellular component: membrane. Lineage: Eukaryota; Viridiplantae; Streptophyta; Magnoliopsida; Lamiales; Acanthaceae. The transcript has 8 exons. Gene Ontology annotation, molecular function: nucleoside diphosphate phosphatase activity.